Molecule: messenger RNA, 424 nt
Organism: Rattus rattus (black rat)
Lineage: Eukaryota; Metazoa; Chordata; Mammalia; Rodentia; Muridae
Product: secretoglobin family 2B member 2-like
Exons: 3
Coding region: 1-381 (126 amino acids)
Source: RefSeq, a predicted model, not a curated record
AUGAAGGGGACACUUCUUCUGCUGUCUUUGCUGGUGAUUGGAGAGCUGGGCUUCCAGACAAGUGAGACGGAAGCAUGCUUUCCUUUCUUUGGUCUCUAUUUUGGCAUUAUCUCUGGAUCCAAGCUGUGGUUGCAUCAUGAACUUUCCUAUUUCAAUCCUACUCCCGAGGAGACUGAAGCCUAUGAAAAAAUCCAGAACUGCUUCAAUGAGGCAGGAUCACUUGCCAAAUUGCGGGAUAUCAAAGUCAUGGCAACCUUGCUCUUCAGCUCAGAAUGCAAGACAUACUAUAGCGAGGAAGUGCUAACGAAAAUUAAGGCUCAAUUUACCCAAGCGUUGAAUGCAUUAGGAUAUGAUGGAGUUUUGGACAACUCAUCUUCGUAACAUGUCUGAUCCGAGCACCAUCUUGCUGUCCCAUCCUCUUUCU